This is a messenger RNA of Aedes albopictus (Asian tiger mosquito), 2533 nucleotides long. RefSeq lists its product as uncharacterized. The coding region runs from base 755 to 2341 and encodes 528 amino acids. The record is from RefSeq and is a predicted model, not a curated record. Lineage: Eukaryota; Metazoa; Arthropoda; Insecta; Diptera; Culicidae. The transcript is spliced from 2 exons.
CGGCGAAGACUGGCGCUCGAGCCUAGCUAUUUAGCACUGUAGUUGGAGGAAAUGCCAAUGCAGAACCCGUAGCUUCCGGGAAGGUAAGCCCAGCUCCCUGGGUUAGUGGGUUGGUGUCAGGCCCUGCGAGCCAGCCGUAAAAAAGACUAGCACCGGAAAAUCAACAAGAGAAGAAUGCGAACCGAUACCAAUGGCGACGACCACAGCGACGAAAAGGGACUUGCGAUUGGAAGCUCGGUACGUGGAACUGCAGAUCUCUCAACUUCAUCGGGAGCACCCGCAUACUCGCCGAUACACUGAAGGACCGCGGGUUCGGAAUCGUAGCGCUGCAGGAGGUGUGUUGGACAGGAUCUAUGGUGCGAACGUUUAGAGGUAAUCAUACCAUCUACCAGAGUUGCGGCAACACACGUGAGCUGGGAACAGCUUUUAUAGUGAUGGGCGACAUGCAGAGGCGCGUGAUCGGUUGGUGGCCGAUCGACGAAAGAAUGUGCAGGUUGAGAAUCAAGGGCCGAUUCUUCAACAUUAGCAUAAUAAACGUGCACAGCCCUCACUCCGGAAGCACUGAUGAUGACAAAGACGCAUUUUACGCGCAGCUCGAACGCGAGUACGACCGCUGCCCAAACCACGACGUCAAGAUCUAAACGCUCAGGUAGGCCAGGAGGAGGAAUUCAGACCGACGAUUGGAAAGUUCAGCGCCCACCAGCUGACGAACGAAAAUGGCCUACGCCUCAUCGAUUUCGCCGCCUCCAAGAACAUGGCCAUUCGUAGCACCUUCUUCCAGCUCAGCCUCCCGUAUCGUUACACCUGGAGAUCACCACAACAAACGGAAUCGCAAAUCGACCACGUUCUGAUUGAUGGACGGCACUUCUCCGACAUUAUCGACGUCAGGACCUAUCGUGGCGCUAAUAUCGACUCCGAUCACUAUCUGGUGAUGGUUAAACUGCGCCCAAAACUCUCCGUUAUUAACAACGUACAUUACCGGCGGCCGCCCCGGUACGAUCUAGAGCGACUGAAGCAACCGGAUGUCACCACCGCAUACGCGCAGAAUCUCGAGGCAGCGUUGCCGGACGAGGGUGUGCUCGAUGUGGCCCCUCUAGAGGACUGCUGGAGUACAGUGAAAGCAGCCAUCAACAACGCAGCCGAGAGCACAAUCGGGUACGUAGAACGGAGUCGACGAAACGAUUGGUUCGACGAGGAGUGCAGAGCGGUUCUGGAGGAGAAGGAUGCAGCGCGGGCGGUAAUGCUGCAGCAUGGAACCCGACAGAAUGUGGAGCGAUACAGACAGAAGCGGAAGCAGCAGACCCGUCUCUUCCGGGAGAAAAAGCGCCGCCUGGAAGAAGCGGAGUGCGAGGAAAAGGAACCGCUAUGCCGUUCACAGGAAACACGCAAGUUUUACCAGAAGCUCAACGCAUCCCGCAAAGGCUACGUGCCGCAAGCCGAAAUAUGCAGGGAUAAGGAAGGGAGCCUCCUGACGGACAAACGUGAGGUGAUCGAAAGGUGGAAGCAGCACUUCGACGAGCACCUGAAUGGCGAAGAGAAUGUAGGCACGGAGGACCAAGGCAGCGGAGGAAAUGACUAUGUUGGUGCAGCAGAGGACGGGAACGAACCAACUCCCACGCUGAGGGAAGUUAAGGAUGCCAUCCACCAGCUCAAAAACAACAAAGCGGCUGGUAAGGACGGUAUCGCAGCAGAACUCAUCAAGAUGGGCCCGGAAAAGUUGGCCACCUGUCUGCACCAGUUAGUAGUCAAGAUCUGGGAAACCGAACAGCUACCGGAGGAGUGGAAGGAAGGGAUAAUCUGUCCCAUCCACAAGAAAGGCGACAAGUUAAUGUGUGAGAACUUUCGAGCGAUCACCGUUUUGAAUGCCGCCUACAAAGUGCUAUCCCAGAUCAUCUUCCGUCGUCUUUCACCUAAAGUAAAUGAGUUCGUGGGAAGUUACCAAGCCGGUUUCAUCGACGGCCGGUCGACAACGGACCAGAUCUUCACCUCGUGCCUACUAUGGGCUCCAGAAGAAACUGCGGUCAAAAAAGAUUCACCCCCGCACCAAAUGUACCAUGUACAAGACGUUAAUAAGACCGGUGGUUCUCUACGGACACGAGACAUGGACGAUGCUCGAGGAGGACCUACAAGCACUCGGAGUUUUCGAGCGACGGGUGCUAAGGACGAUCUUCGGCGGUGUGCAGGAGAACGGUGUGUGGCGGAGAAGAAUGAACCACGAGCUCGCUGCACUUUACGGCGAACCCAGCAUCCAGAAGGUGGCCAAAGCCGGAAGGAUACGGUGGGCAGGGCAUGUUGCAAGAAUGCCGGACAACAACCCUGCAAAGCUGGUGUUUGCAACUGAUCCGGUUGGCACAAGAAGGCGUGGAGCGCAGAGAGCACGAUGGGCGGACCAGGUGGAGCGUGAUCUGGCGAGUGUUGGGCGUGGCCGAGGAUGGAGAGCUGCAGCUGCAAAUCGAGUAUUAUGGCGGCAAAUUGUUGAUUCAGUAUUAUCAUGAAUUUGAUGUGAACUAAAUAAAUGAAUGAAUGAAAUGAA